AUGUCUCGUCUCCUCUCGGCUGUCCCGAGCGAUCUGCGUCUGCGACACGGGCCUGUUGAGCGCGCGCCUCAAGAUGCGGACCCGGGAUUUCGCCGUCUCACAGUCGGUGACGAGAGCUUUGGCGCAGCGGUGGAGGCAUGCAGCGUGUGGAAUGCCGAGCUUUUCUCAGACAUGAGGUUGAUUCAAACAGGCCGUUGGUGCGUACGUGCGCCGUCUCGUCAAACACCCAUGGCGGCCGUGGCCUCGACUGGAUACGAUGCAGCCGUCAGUCAGGAUUCAUCAGGCGGUCCGCGAGUGUUUGCGGACCGGGAUAACCUAUGCACCACGUCUCCUGAGCCUUGGAGGAACGCGCCCGCCGCCCUGGCUAACUCUGCAUCCCGGCCAGGCUGCCCGCUGUGA
Parastagonospora nodorum SN15 is the source of this 399-nucleotide messenger RNA. RefSeq lists its product as hypothetical. NCBI's taxonomy places the organism in Eukaryota, Fungi, Ascomycota, Dothideomycetes, Pleosporales, Phaeosphaeriaceae. The transcript has 2 exons. The record is from RefSeq and is a predicted model, not a curated record. The coding region runs from base 1 to 399 and encodes 132 amino acids.